Messenger RNA from Theobroma umbraticum, 1287 nucleotides. It is a transcript of the gene ATERDJ3B, whose product is annotated as DNAJ heat shock family protein. The record is from RefSeq and is a predicted model, not a curated record. NCBI's taxonomy places the organism in Eukaryota, Viridiplantae, Streptophyta, Magnoliopsida, Malvales, Malvaceae. Gene Ontology annotation, biological process: protein folding.
GGUGUACCCUGUUGUUGUGUUUGUAUAAAAGUUUAAAAGUCCAAAACCCACUUUCGAAGCACCCAAACGGAAAAAACGAUCCAUUGGAGAAAAUAAGCAAAACCAAAGCUUAGGAUUAACCCCUAAUCUUUCUGGCUAAGAGGAAAAAAAAAGAAUAGCAUUGUGUCUUAGAUAUCGAAGAUCUGAUAAGAAUUUCUAAACAAUUUGUAUAACGUCCGGAGAGGUCCAGUUUCUCUCCUGAUCUGAAAAUCCAUGGCGCUUCCAAGGACGAAGCUACUUUUUCUGCUAUGCGCUUUGUGUUACGCGCUCGCCGCCUUUGCAGGGAAGAGUUAUUAUGAGGUAUUGCAAGUGCCGAGAGGAGCAUCGGAUGAGCAGAUCAAAAGAGCGUAUAGGAAGCUGGCAUUGAAAUAUCAUCCUGAUAAGAACCCCGGGAAUGAAGAGGCCACUAAGCGAUUUGCGGAGAUUAACAACGCUUAUGAGGUGUUGUCGGAUAGCGAGAAGAGGGGCAUAUAUGAUAGGUAUGGAGAGGAGGGCCUGAAGCAGCAUGCUGCCAGCGGAGGCAGAGGAGGAAUGGGGAGCAACUUAGACGAGUUCUUCGGCAUGUUUUUUCGUGGAGGCCAGGCAGAAGAGGAAGAGAAAAUUGUGAAGGGUGAUGAUGUGAUUGUUGAAUUGGAUGCAACACUGGAAGACUUGUACAUGGGAGGUACUCUUAAGGUUUGGAGGGAGAAAAACAUUUUAAAGCCUGCUCCAGGUAAACGACGCUGUAACUGUAGAAAUGAGGUCUAUCAUAAGCAAAUUGGUCCAGGGAUGUUCCAACAGAUGACUGAACAGGUUUGUGAGCAGUGCCAAAAUGUCAAAUAUGAACGAGAGGGAUAUUUUGUCACGGUUGAUAUUGAGAAAGGAAUGCAAGAUGGACAUGAGGUGGUUUUUUAUGAAGAUGGUGAGCCUAUAAUAGAUGGAGAACCUGGAGAUUUGAAGUUCCUAAUUCGCACUGCACCCCAUGAUCGCUUCAGGAGGGAAGGCAAUGAUUUGCACACCACUGUCACCAUAACACUUGUUCAAGCUCUUGUUGGUUUUGAGAAGACCAUUAAACACCUUGAUGACCAUUUAGUGGACAUUAGCUCUAAGGGUGUUACUAAGCCCAAAGAGGUGAGAAAGUUCAAAGGAGAAGGAAUGCCAUUAUAUUCUAGCGACAAGAAAGGAAACCUGUAUGUGACCUUCGAGGUUUUGUUCCCCACAUCACUGACGGAGGACCAGAAGGCCAAAAUCAAGGCAGUUCUUGGCUAG